AUGAAGAUUCUUUUUUCAACAUCGAGAAAAAGAUAUAGUUUUGAAAAAAAAGAAACUAUUAAGGAUAUAGAUUUUUUAUCUUAUAACAGUAUAAUUUUUCCUUCCAAGCAAAUUUACGUCAACACAAAUUUGAAGUGUACAAAAAAUUCUUCAAACUUUUAUGAAGCAUCAAAUAAUUUAAAAAUGAGUAUGUCACACGAAAAUAUAUAUGAUAAUACAGGUAUGAAUUCUGAGGGUUAUGAAAAUCACCCACAAUAUUAUAAUGAUGAUAAUUGCCAACAAUAUCAAGAUAACCAAUAUAGAUUAUUAGAAAGUUCUAAUUCAAAUGCUAUGAACCAACCAUUAAUAUGUGUAAAUGGUAAUGAGUAUGGACCUGAAAUGCAAAAUGGAAUUGACCCAGGUGUUUUAGCUGUUUCAAAUGCUUUAUUUGCUUAUAACAAUGCUUUCCAAUGUAUACCUAUUAAAACUUCUCCUAAAGUAUUUAGAAGAAGAGUAAAGGGUGAAGCUAACUCAGAAUGGAGUAAUGCAUUUAUUACUAGAGUAGAUCCAUGUGAAUGUACUGACUUUGAAGAACAAUUCAAACCAUAUGAAGUUACUAAAUAUUAUGACGAAGGACAAGUUAAAACCGUUUUUAAUUUUGAUCAAGAAUGCCCUAGAGAUAGUAUGUAA
Plasmodium vinckei vinckei is the source of this 669-nucleotide messenger RNA. Its product is annotated as photosensitized INA-labeled protein PHIL1, putative. The coding region runs from base 1 to 669 and encodes 222 amino acids. NCBI's taxonomy places the organism in Eukaryota, Apicomplexa, Aconoidasida, Haemosporida, Plasmodiidae. The transcript has 2 exons. The record is from RefSeq and is a predicted model, not a curated record.